This is a messenger RNA of Euleptes europaea (tarantolino), 492 nucleotides long. RefSeq names its product CFAP97 domain containing 1 (gene CFAP97D1). The transcript has 5 exons. Gene Ontology annotation, biological process: sperm axoneme assembly. The coding region runs from base 1 to 492 and encodes 163 amino acids. The record is from RefSeq and is a predicted model, not a curated record. Lineage: Eukaryota; Metazoa; Chordata; Lepidosauria; Squamata; Sphaerodactylidae.
AUGAGCAGUCUGGAAAUCUUUACCUGUCCUGUGGUCGUUGCUGAUUCCAGGCACAGGAUCGCCCCUGUGAAGAAGACGCCCCGCUCGGCUGAACCCAAGCCUCACUACCGGCUGGAACUGGCAAAGAGUUUAGUUGAUACAAAGGCGCCAUGUGCUCAGCCUCACCACUACUUCAAGGUUUCCAAGAUUCAGGAAAACCAAAAGAGGAUUAGUCUAAUUGAAAGAGAAAACAGGAACUUCUCGGCACGCCUGGCUGAAAUUUAUCGUGGGUCAGGCUUGGUAGACUGCUGGAACGAGUACGUGAAGAAGAGCCCACUCCGACAGCAGCAGAACAGGGAACUUGUGAGGAUCACCGUGGAGAACCAGGGCAUCCUUAAGAGGAUCAGAGAUCGAAAGCCGACCUACGACAGGAAGAAAUCUGAGUUAGAUUGGCAGAAUUCAAGAAAGUAUCUUAAGAACAGCACCCGCUUUCUAAUCUCGGCCAGCAACUAG